Molecule: messenger RNA, 2810 nt
Organism: Spirodela intermedia
Lineage: Eukaryota; Viridiplantae; Streptophyta; Magnoliopsida; Alismatales; Araceae
Source: the annotation of a GenBank genome assembly
AUGGUGAUGUGGGUUUUCGGCUACGGAUCGUUGAUAUGGAAGGCGGGAUUCCGAUACGAAGAGCGCCUCGUGGGAUUCAUCCAUGGCUACCGACGAGUAUUCUAUCAAGGCAGGCGCGAAGAAUUCACGCUGCUCGUUUUCUUCUCUUGAUUUUUUUCAUUUCUGAUAUGCGAUGCUCGUGUUGGGAAGGGCAUGUGCUUCUCCUUCUUGCUGAUUUCGCUUCUACUCUGUUUGAACGGCGGGGACGCAGGGAGCACGGACCACCGGGGGACGCCGUCAUUUCCUGGCCGGACGGUCACCUUAGAAGCCACUGCCGGUGAAGUCUGUGUAAGAUCGGAAAACUCAAUACUACCAUUUCAUGCCGAUCCCAUCAUCAAUUAUCGGCGACGCUUCUUCUACCUUUGGAUCCCGUUUUAAUGGUAGAAUCGGGAGAUCCUCCGAUCUCUGUUCAUCAUCCUAGUGGACUACGUGGGCACAGAAAUCCAUGAAAUAUUGAGGCAGUUCUUUCUCCCAAUUGGCUUAGAGUCAUACGCCACAGUUUCAGGAUGAUUUUCUCCGGUAUAAUGAACCUUCAACAGGAUUAGACGAACCGAAUGAAAAAUACUGUGAGAUGUUCUUCUUCUCUUUCUGAUAUUCUUCUCCAUCCCCCCUAAUCGCAUCCAUUUAGGCAAUAAUUUGAAUUUGUGCCGUGUGGUUCGUACUGUUCCUGAUCAAAUUUUCGUCGACAGUGCCCCAUCUAUGCGUCUGUUGCCCGCGUAUAGCCAAGAACUGGAAUGAGUGCUGCCUGCAUUAGUACUAUUCUCUCAAAUAUAUGAACAUGAUAGAAUGAAUGUUAGAUGGAAAAUGGGGGUGAGGAAUGAGCAGUCCGAUUGAAGCCAUGGAUUUCGUUGUGGCCUCUCACAGUCUGCAUCUGAAGAGCAUUUCAGAUUCGUCAACAUACCUUCUGACUUGUGUUUUUGUUUCAUCUUCCUUCUCUGUAUUUCAGUGUUCACCUCUUCUCCUCUCGCUUCUCCUUGGGCACAAUGCCUGCCUUAUCUCAUGCAUGGGAUGUAUCUUUCCCUUCAUGUUUAAAGAUUAAAUCAAACGGUGAAAAUAUUCAUCUGAAUAGAUCUGUUCCCAAGUGGGCAUGGAUGUGGAGCAACUAGAGAGAUGAAGAGGCAGCCCUUUCCGAUUGUAAGAAAAAAAAACACCAGCUAUUUUCCUUCUUUGCUUUUUUUUUUCCCCUCUCUGAUACUUGAUGAACUAGCUCAAUGAAAGUCUGAGGUGCCUUAAUAAUUGCGGAAUGUCUGGCCAUGAUGUGGAUCCAGGGAGGCAUCAAACCCAAAACCUGCAGGAAAUUCUCUGACCUGGGAGUAUCGUCUUCCUCUUUCCUUCCUUUUCCUCGCUAACCCUGCUGCAAUUCUCAAUCGGAAGAGAUUGUUUAGUUCAGUGAAUUAUAGUCGAUCAAAGCGAGCCAGAUCAAAGCUGUUAGUCGGGCUGACUUUAUUGAGCCUACUUAGGCUUUUCAAUUCUGCAUACGGAUAAUUGUUUAUGGAAUUUGAUAUUCAAAUCUUAGAGGGGAAAAUAGAUCAAGCCAAGUUCUUUAUUAAAUUUUUAUUUCCUUCAUUUCAAUAUCUUCUUACCUUAUGAUCUGCAUGACAUCCUUAGUUCCAAAUCAAUGGAUAGCUGCAACGAUUUUCUGAGAGGGAAUCUUAUUUUUUCUGCAAGGAUUUAGUGGGGAGUUGCUUAUCGAAUUUCAGAAGAAGAUGAGAAGACCGCACUGGAAGUAAGAUUGUCUACAUGAACGAUUUAAUUUCAAUGGACCACUUUUUUUUUUUUACUAGCUUUUUAGUUUCAUCUAUUAAUUUAAUUUAUCAUUUUUCUAUGCGCAUAUAGAGUGUCUCACGUUUUCUUUAUUUCUAUGCGUUUAUCCCUCUCUAUCUGUAUCUACCCCGCUGGCCCACAACAGCCUCCCCUUCCUACUUGGCCUUGAGUGGCUGCUAGGGGUGGGCUUCAUUAGGCCUGGUUCUUGGUCUGACUGUUCACACUCCUAGCCAUGCGUUGACUCUUUAGGGCAAAUCAUUCGUGAAGACCCAGAUGCCGGUCCGUAGUCAAUCACCAGCUCCCAUCUUCUUCUGACUGUCAACCUUCUGGUCUGUGCUGCAGUCUUUGGAAGUACGGGAGAAACAGUAUGACAUGAAAGUGUACCUAGAUUUCUUCACCGUAAGUUACUUAAAUCCUUCCAACUUGCUAGCUUAUUAGAUAUGUAUGAAAUAUAAUCCGGGCCAUAUUUAUUGCAUGUUGGUUUCAGGAUCCUGGUUCGGGGAGCCCUUCUGUCUCAGGAGUGAUGGUGUAAGUCCACCCGUUAACCUUCUUGGUUUUUUCCUGCUGCGGACUGAUCUUUGCUGUAGAUACGUAGCCUCUGCUGAUAAAUAUCUGAACAAGAACUACUUGGGACCAGCAUCGAUCGAAGAGAUGGCCAUGUAUGAACUUAUUUAUUUAUUUGUUUGUUUAUUUAUUUAUUUAUUUAUUUAUUUUUGUUCUAAAUCUCUGUGAUGGGCAGGCAAAUAGUCCGUGCCAGAGGCCCGUCGGGGCCCAACAGAGAAUACCUGUUCCAUCUGGAGGAUGCCCUCGCCGAGUUUGGUGGGUCCCCCACUAGGAUGGUCUCCGCCCAGGGGUUGACCCGUUCUUGCUGGUCUGACCAGCUUCAGAUUGGUGCAGGCUGUGAAGACACCCACGUGAGCGAUCUUGCAGGAGCUGUGAGGAGGAUCAUCAUGGAGACGGAGGCGGGAUUCUGCCUGGAGGAGGCCUCCAAUGGUCUGGUCAAGUAA